AUGCCGCCCGAGCCCAUCGUGCUGCCCUCGCUUGCGCUGGGGCUUCUCGUCACGUUCCGCACAAACACCGCCAACGCGCGCUACAUGGAGGCGCGCAACUUGUGGGGGGAGAUCGUCAACACCUCGCGCGAUAUCACGCGGGUGGCGCUGCAGUGGCUGGAACUACUGGCCGCCUGGAUCGACGAGCAGCCCGAUCCGAGUGCUAUCACUAUGGUGCUGGCGCUCGAUUGGCUUCACAGCCAACGCGCCAAAGCUUCUGUGGGCGGCAACAAUGGCGCUGCUGAUGGACCGUCAGCUGGCCGAAGCCCAUGGGGGGAGAACCCGCCCAAUUGGGAGCACUUUGCGGGCGACUCGCGAGAGACGUACCAGGGGGAGGAGGUCAAGGAGCAGGAUCGACGAGCUAUCCCCAUUGACCGCAGCCGCAAGUCAGCGAUGCACGCGUACAAAAAUCGGAUGGACAAGGAGUUCGCAGCGCUGGCGGAUGCAUGCGACGCCGACAUGUCAUGCGGUCUCUGGAGUUGGGACCUGGGGCCCGCCGGGGCCUGGGACUGUCGGCUGAGCCACUCUCUGUCUGGUGGCUCUCUACGGAGCGUUUACACAAUAGCUCGGCACCCUGACCGUGGACUCAGCCGCUGCAGCCUCGGCGGCGGCGCUGUCCCCAGGGCGAGCGUUUCGCAAAACACAGUCAGGCCCGACUGGACACUGGCAGCAGCCAGCUUCCCAGGCUCUCGCGAGAUACGCUUUAACGUGAGCAUGAACGUGUCAACGUGA
Molecule: messenger RNA, 771 nt
Organism: Emiliania huxleyi CCMP1516
Lineage: Eukaryota; Haptophyta; Isochrysidales; Noelaerhabdaceae
Exons: 5
Coding region: 1-771 (256 amino acids)
Molecular function (GO): chloride channel activity
Source: RefSeq, a predicted model, not a curated record